AACAUCUCAACCGACAUGUAACGUACCACCGAACGCUGCGCCGACUGCGCGCUGCCAACAGCACCAACAAUCAUCAUGAAGAAGACGCUCCUGCUCGUCUUCAUACACGGCUUCAAAGGCGACGACGCGACAUUCCACAACUUCCCCAAGGACCUCCGCGCCCUACUCUCGCACUCGCUACCUAACAUCAACGUCCUAUCCGUACAAUACCCGAAAUACGAAACCCGAGGCGAUUUGAGAGAAUGCGUUGCAAGACUGGUAGAAUGGCUUCAGAACAAAGUAAUCGAUCUCGAAGUCGCGAAUGGCACACCUUCACCCACAGUCGAUCCUUCGGUGCAUGUUGUGCUAUGCGGACAUUCAAUGGGAGGGAUAGUUGCCGCAGAAGCACUUCUCAGUAUCGCAAGAGAUGAUCCAGUCCCCCACUCAGAUUGGAAUCCUUCUGGAAACAACACUACUACGACACCACAGAACGACACCAGCACGCCGCCGAGCGAGACUUCCAGACUUUUCUUUCCAUACAUACGUGCUGUGCUAGCGUUCGAUACCCCAUACCUAGGCAUAUCUCCCGGAGUCCUUGCCCAUGGCGCUGAGGAACAAAUCAACCACGCAUCCACCGCCUACAAAGCUUUCGACACAGCCACCAACUUCUUCGGUUGGAACUCCCCCAAAUCCACCACCCCCAUCGCAAACGCAUCAACUCGAGGUCUCCCAGCACCCGAAGCUACCCCUACCAAACCCGGUGGCUGGGGCCGUUGGGGCAAAGUCGCAGCAUUCGGCGGCGCAGCAGCCGCUCUCGCCGGUGUCGCGGGCGCAGCAUAUCUGAACUGGAACCAAAUCAACCAAGGUCUCGCAUGGGCAGGUAGCCAUUUGGAAUUCGUCGGCUGUCUCGCACGAGGCGCAGAACUGCAGAAACGAGUGGAAAAACUCGUCCGUUUGACUCAAACCUAUGAUCUAGGCUUCGCGAAUUUCUACGGUGCUCUUGGAGGAAGAAAAGGCACAAAUCAAACAAAACAUGCUGGGAAGUUUUUUGGGGGUGGGGAGGAGAGGACGUUUUGUGUCAUUCCUAAGAAUAACAAUCGCAAGAAUGAUGAGAACGGAAAUUCUGCUACUGCUAAUAUGGGCACAAAACAUGGUUUCCCCUCGACAGAAAAGCCAUCGCCUAAGAGGCGGAAACUCAAUGACGACAACGCAGAGCAGGAACGUUUGGAAGCAGAAACCGAACAAGUUCGAGAAUUUGCGAAAGAUUCUUCUAAGGGUAAAGGGACAUGGAUUCGAUGUUGUAAUCAGGCGGCGAAGGAUGAGGUCGCGGCUCACACGGCCAUGUUUGCGCCGGAUGCGAAUCCGGAUUAUCAUGCCAUGCUGCCGAGGGCGAGGGAUCAGAUUGUCGAGUGGAUUGAUAUGGCUUGGUAUGAGGAAUCGGGGAAGGAGGGGAGUGUUGCUGCGGAGGAAAGUACGACGGGUGGAGAUGAGAAUGAGCACGUUGGUGAGGAGGUCGAGGAUUUACUUGGGUGA
Messenger RNA from Pseudocercospora fijiensis CIRAD86, 1512 nucleotides. RefSeq lists its product as uncharacterized. Lineage: Eukaryota; Fungi; Ascomycota; Dothideomycetes; Mycosphaerellales; Mycosphaerellaceae. The record is from RefSeq and is a predicted model, not a curated record. The transcript has a single exon. The coding region runs from base 76 to 1512 and encodes 478 amino acids.